This is a messenger RNA of Hirsutella rhossiliensis, 597 nucleotides long. Its product is annotated as translation initiation factor SUI1 domain-containing protein. Gene Ontology annotation, biological process: translation reinitiation; formation of translation preinitiation complex. The transcript is spliced from 5 exons. The coding region runs from base 1 to 597 and encodes 198 amino acids. The record is from RefSeq and is a predicted model, not a curated record. Gene Ontology annotation, molecular function: translation initiation factor activity; mRNA binding. Lineage: Eukaryota; Fungi; Ascomycota; Sordariomycetes; Hypocreales; Ophiocordycipitaceae.
AUGCCAGACACAGAGCAGUCGGACGCCCCGGCGGAGCCUCAGAGCAGGCACGUCGUAUACUGUGGUGUCUGCACGCUGCCACCCGAGUACUGCGAGUAUGGCGGCACCGUGAGGAAGUGCCAGGAAUGGCUCGAAAAGAACCACAAGGACAUGUACGACCGCAUCUGGUCCGCAGAGGCACUGGAAGCCGCCACCGCCUCCCUGUCUGUCGACGCCCAGAAGAGGGCAGCCAAGGACGCCCAGAAAAAGGCCGCCAAGGCCGAGGCCGCCGAGCAGAAGCAAGCCGACAAGCUGGCCAAGAGCGUCAUCACCAUCAAGCGCAUCGAGCGUAAUAAGAAGAAGUUCGUCACCGCCGUCAUAGGCCUCGAGGCCUUUGGUCUGGAGCUGAAAAAGGUCGCCAAGGACCUGGGAAAGAAGUUUGCAACCGGAUCAUCCGUGACCAAGGUCCCCAGCGGCGGCGAGGAGAUUGUUAUUCAGGGCGACGUGAGCGACGAGGUGGAGGAGUUCCUCUUGCAAAAGUACAAGGAGAUACCCGAAGAUAACAUUGAGUUUGUCGACGACAAGAAAAAGAAGAAGGCGGCAGCAGCGGCAGGGUAG